AUGCGCUUCUCACUAUUGCUCAGUGCCCUGGGCGCUGUAGCUGUCGAGAUUCCAGCUCAGAAUGCUGGUGAAGGUCUCUAUCGCAGGAGUGAAUCAGCAAGUAUCCAACCUGCUGCUGCCAAUACGCAGGCGCCCGCUCAAGAUGGAUACUUCGCCAGCGCUCCCGAAGCUCAGACUUCUGCAGCUAAGGUCGAGCCAGAAACAACAGCGGCUCCAGCACCCCAAGUCACCACUGCCGCUCCGAUUGAGAAGGACGAGACCAGUGUUGACGGGGUCGAUACAGCCGCCCCGUACAUGGAGGACGGCACAAUGGUGGUUUGGGACGCUGGGUGCGGCUGUCCUAAGCCCGUGACGACGACCGUAGUGGUUCCUCCUCCUCCCCCGGUUAUCACAGACAGCUAUCCGGCCAACGACCCAACCACAGUAGCCCCGCCGCCUGAGACUACCACCGAGCCUCUUCCACCGCCCCCAAGUAUCACAGAUACUUACAUCGUAGUUCCGCCUCCAACCUAUGGGCCCUCAACUACCACCGAGGAGCCUCCUGCGCCUCCAACGACAACGAGUGAAGCCCCAGCGCCCCCUACUACCACAACCGAGCCUUAUGUACCCCCGACUACAACGACCGAGGCCCCAGAGCCUCCAACGACAACAAGUGAAGCCCCAGCGCCCCCUACUACCACAACCGAGCCUUAUGUACCCCCGACUACAACGACCGAGGCCCCAGAGCCUCCAACGACAACAAGUGAAGCCCCAGCGCCCCCUACUACCACAACCGAGCCUUAUGUACCCCCGACUACAACGACCGAGGCCCCAGAGCCUCCAACGACAACAACCGAUUCGUAUGAGCCUCCAACUACUACCACUGAGGCCCCUAAGCCCCCGACAACCACUACUGAAGCUCCUGAGCCUCCCACCACGACCACAUCACCUGAGACAACUCAAUCUUGCGCUCCUGGUGGCACCACCACUGUCACGGAGAAGGUUACAGAGAAGGUCACCGAAAAGGUCACCGUUACUGAGACUGAGAAGGUAACAGAAAAGGUCACGGAGAAGGUGACAGUAACCGAGACUCAAGCUGCAUCAACAGUCACAGAAACAGUUCAUGAGGGAACUACUGUGGUUGAGACUCGACCUGGACCGACGCAUAUCGAGACACAGCCUGGGGUGACAGUGACAGAAACUGUGCCCGGACCAACUUUCAUCGAAACACGCCCAGGAGAGACUAUUAUCGAGACUCUACCUCCCGUCACAAUCACCGAGCCUGGAGUUACAAUCACAGAAGAUGGAGGCACUGUUACGGUACCAGGACCAACAGUUACCGAGGCUGGAACAACUGUGACUGAGCCGGGCACUACUGUGACGCUUCCUGAAGUCACUAUAACAGAGCCUGGCAGUACCGUGACUGAGGCUGGAACAACUGUUACUCUCCCCGAGGAAACUGUCACUGAGCCCGGAAGCACUGUCACUGAGGCUGGAACCACCAUUACUGAACCUGCGUUGACAAUUACCGACAUCGUUACCAUUCCAGGAAGCAGGGUUACUAUCACUGAGACUGGGGAAGACGAGACAGUGACUGUCCCCAGAACUGUUGUCCAGCCUGGUGAAGAUAGAACUGUCGUAAGGACUGUGACUUUACCUGGCCAGGAAACUGUUGUCACAGUGUCUGGUGAAGAACGAACCGUCACGGUUCCUGGAGAGCGUACUGUUGUUACUGUACCUGGAGAGCAGGCUACCGUCACCAUUGAAUCGGCCGUCACAGAGAGACUCCCUGCGGAGACUGUGACCCUGACUAAGGGCGGUGAGACGGUUGUCACAGUGGUUCCAGGCCCGACAACUGUCUACACUACUACCUUGACCAUUGGCCAAACAGUACAACUCCCUCCUACCACAGUGACAGCCACUCCUGGACGCAUCACCUUGUGCCCCAAGCCUACAGGUCGAUCUGCGCCACUCGACCGCAAGUCGGAUCUCACAUUUGGUUGCGAGCCAGGCUAUGUCUGCAACCCACCGAAGCCAUCAUGGUGCAACUUCUGGGCGGAGCCACCUGAUGAGGACUACCUUUGUGAACCUCAAUACUGUAUCAAGGCUCCCAAGGUCAAGAAGGCUAAGUGGCGCAAGAACAAGACUGGUUACUACCCCCGUUCUCCUGGUUACUUCAACUUGAACCCAGAGGCUUUCGGUCUUUCUUAUGAUAUUUUUGAGAAGCAAGUCUAUGAGAAGACCGUGAGUGGUGAAAUCAAGACCUUCUCGACCGGAAACUGGGCUUCACAGACAACCUUGAGUGACUGGCCUGAUGCUACUACUUCAGUAGCAGAGUCUUAUGACUAUGUCCCCAGCAACAACCAGCGCCGUGGACUCCACAUGUUCGACAGGCGAGAUGUCACUCCGGCUAUUUGCUACGAUGACUGUGAUGGUGCUUACAAGAUCGCACUCUCAACUGGAAAAUCGGACAGGCUGUGCAGAGCGGGUUCUUCAUUCCGUGGCAGCUAUGAUAUGUGCCGUGACUGUAUCAGUGACAACACUUCCAAGAGCAAGAACACUAUUCGCGACUAUGUUGAGCCUGAGUUUAACCAGUUCAUCGAUUAUUGUGACGGAAAGGAUACCACGACUGCCACCACAGCUGCAUCUGGUCCUGAGUCGCAGGUUACUGGAUCUGCGGAUGUGGAGACGACAGGACAGGUUGAGGUCACCUCUGGCGAUUUCAGUGCCCUUCCAGUAACAACAGAAGAGUCUGAGCCUCAGCCUACCACUACUGACGCUCCUCAGCCUACUACUGAAGCUGCUGAGACUACUGAAGCAGCUGUCACCUCGGAUGCUGCUGAGCCGACUAGUGUUGGCGAUGAGAGCACCGAAAUCGCGGAACCUGUUUCUACAGAAGUUUCUGAGAAGGCCCAGGCGACCACGGAUGCAGCUGGAUCGACUUCUGGUGCAUCACAGCCAACCACAUCUGGAGAAGUUGCUGAAGAGAGUUCGGUUCCGGCUGAGACAACUCAAAAGGCCAAGGCGACCGAGACUGAGACAGCAGCUGAGGAGACAUCAACCAACGGGUCUGAAAACUCUGAAGCUGGUGAGUCUACCACUUUUUCUAUUACAGCCAAGAGUGUUGUCGUAACUGUCACAUCGUCACUUGGUGACUCUGAGACUGAUGUAGUUUCUACUAUUACAGAAACAGGAUCAAGAACAGCCCAGGCCAAGGGCAUCGAAACGGACUCUGCCGAGACAGGCUCAGAAACUGAUGUUUCUGGAGCUGCCACUGAGACGACUAUGAAAGCUACACGCUCUGGCAAGGCAGAUGCUACUGAAUCUGAAUCUGAAUCUGGAGCUGCCGCAACAGAGACAGAGUCAGGAUCAGAGACAGAAACAGAGACCGAAUCUGGCGCUUCUGGGGCUGCUACUGAGACCAGGUCGCGCCUCGAGACACGCACUUCAUCGGGUACCUCAGACGAGACUGCCGCACCUUCAACUGUUGAGGCUGCUGCAUCACGAUUGACGGCUAGCUUUGCCACUAUCAUCGCACUGUUAUCGAUGCUAGUGGUGCUCAUUUAAUCUUCAAACAACAACCACUUUUUUGAACAUAUUUUUUCACGACACUCCUUACAUAAUGUCUAUUCGACAAUGACUACAUGUUUAUGUUUACGCUUCAUGGAUACUCAAUGCACAUACAGGAUUUUGGAAGAGAUGACUUUACAUAUUUGGAUAUUUGGCUUUUGCCACGACACUCAUUUGGCGCAUGGUGGGAAGCAUAUAGAAUCAACAUUGAGAUACCAGACACUCCUUAUAUAUAUAUACCACGGGCAUGAGCGAGGAGAUCAUUUAAUAGCAAGUAGAUCACAUGAAUUGCAUGGC
Molecule: messenger RNA, 3846 nt
Organism: Fusarium redolens
Lineage: Eukaryota; Fungi; Ascomycota; Sordariomycetes; Hypocreales; Nectriaceae
Exons: 2
Coding region: 1-3546 (1181 amino acids)
Source: RefSeq, a predicted model, not a curated record